AUGCAGCAUUACGGGGUUAACGGUUACUCUUUACACGCGAUGAACUCACUCAGCGCUAUGUACAACUUGCACCAGCAGGCAGCGCAGCAGGCGCAGCACGCGCCGGACUACCGGCCAUCGGUGCAUGCGCUCACCCUUGCUGAGAGACUGGCCGGUUGCACAUUUCAAGACAUCAUCCUUGAGGCCCGCUAUGGCUCCCAGCACAGAAAGCAGCGGCGCAGUCGCACAGCUUUCACUGCUCAGCAGUUGGAGGCGCUGGAGAAAACAUUCCAGAAAACACACUAUCCCGACGUGGUGAUGCGUGAGCGCCUUGCCAUGUGUACCAACCUGCCAGAGGCCCGUGUGCAGGUGUGGUUCAAGAACCGUCGUGCCAAGUUCCGUAAGAAGCAGCGCAGUCUGCAGAAGGAGCAGCUCCUGAAACAGAAGGAAGCCGUGACCGAGGAGUCAAAAGAGGAGGGGAAGUGUGAGGCACCUCCCAAUGUGGAGAGUGAAGGUCAAAGCCCUGCCUUGACCACUGACACGGAGCAACCAGCGAGACCGGUAGCAGCAGAGCUGAGCAUAGAAGUGAACGUUACCUCGCCGGAACAUUCUGGAGCGGAAUCCGCGGCAGAGGACAUCUCAGACCGAGAGGACGAUCCGCAAAACUUCAGAGAGGAGGCGAAUGGUGAAGCCAUCUCCACGCCUGGAAAUGAAUCACCAUCACAACAUCUCAGUCCCAAAUCAGAUUCUCCUCCGCUCAGCACUACUGUGCUCCCUUCUUCCAGCGGCGUCACAAGUGGGAUCCCUCAGAGUAACUCCUAUGCCUCCUCCCCACUUAGCCUCUUCCGGCUACAGGAGCAGUUCCGCCAACACAUGGCCGCCACCAGUAACCUGGUUCAUUAUCCAUCCUUCGACAUGGGUACUCCGUCCUCAUUGCCAUAUUUGGGCAUGAAUGUGAAUAUGGCAGCUCCUCUGGGUUCCAUACCUUGCCAGUCUUAUUACCAAUCCCUGUCACAGGCUCAGCAAGUAUGGACUAGUCCACUCCUCCAGGCCACAGGCACUCUACCAAGCCUUAACAGCAAGACCACCAGCAUCGAGAACUUGCGUCUUCGCGCAAAGCAGCAUGCUGCAUCUCUGGGCCUGGACAGUCUACCAAACUGA
This is a messenger RNA of Chanos chanos (milkfish), 1140 nucleotides long. It is a transcript of the gene dmbx1b, whose product is annotated as diencephalon/mesencephalon homeobox 1b. The transcript is spliced from 4 exons. Lineage: Eukaryota; Metazoa; Chordata; Actinopteri; Gonorynchiformes; Chanidae. The record is from RefSeq and is a predicted model, not a curated record. Gene Ontology annotation, molecular function: DNA-binding transcription factor activity, RNA polymerase II-specific; RNA polymerase II transcription regulatory region sequence-specific DNA binding. Gene Ontology annotation, biological process: regulation of transcription by RNA polymerase II. The coding region runs from base 1 to 1140 and encodes 379 amino acids.